Molecule: messenger RNA, 989 nt
Organism: Lycium ferocissimum
Lineage: Eukaryota; Viridiplantae; Streptophyta; Magnoliopsida; Solanales; Solanaceae
Product: transcription factor HEC2-like
Exons: 2
Coding region: 182-988 (268 amino acids)
Biological process (GO): regulation of DNA-templated transcription
Molecular function (GO): DNA-binding transcription factor activity; protein dimerization activity
Source: RefSeq, a predicted model, not a curated record
AUAUCACUAUUAUUUUAUUUCCUCUUAUUUCUUCUCCAAAAGUAGUAGCUUGGUAGAGCUUUGCCUUAUACUACACUGCAACAUUCUGAUCAAACUCUCAGUCUACUUACUCUUCACCCAUCCCUCUAUAAACAAUAUUUUCUUUUAUUUUCUUUACUCUAUAAAAGAGAAAGUCAUAUAUAUGGAUUUUGACUUACUCAAAUCUGCACCUUAUGAAGAUCAAAUGGAUAUGAUGCUCAUGAUGCAAAUGGAGGAUUUCUCCAAAGGGUAUUCUGAGAAUGAAAUGCCAAUGUUGGACUAUAGUCCACGACGAAGUAGCAACAACAACAAUAAUAAUGCAAAUCCUAAUAAUUUCUCUCAAAUGAUUGAUCAUCAUAAUUCACCAUCCACAUUCUUGAACAUGCCAUCCACCAUCUCAUUCAAUGGCUCUCCCCAAAUAGUUCAUGAAGAAUCAUCAAUAACCCUCCCUUUCUUGGAUAAUUCAAGUAGUAGUGGGAAAUGGAGGGAUUCUGUUGGCGUCAGAGGUACUGACUAUAAAGAACAAGUAUCCAAUGCCUCGCAUCUGAUAUUUCCUUCGCAGACAUUAAAGCGAAAUUCUAUGGCGGCCAUGAGGGAGAUGAUCUUUAGAAUAGCAGCAAUGCAACCAAUCCAGAUUGACCAAGCAUCAGUAAAAGCGCCUAAGAGAAGGAACGUGAAGAUAUCGAGCGAUCCUCAAAGCGUCGCGGCACGCCAUAGGAGAGAAAGGAUAAGUGAAAAGAUAAGGAUUCUACAGAGAUUAGUACCAGGUGGAACAAAAAUGGACACUGCAUCAAUGCUAGAUGAAGCAAUUCAUUACAUGAAAUUCUUGAAGAAGCAAGUUCAAUCCCUUGAAAAUGCAGAAGCUAGUAGGCCAGUUGCUGCUGCUGCUGCUUCAGGAUGCUUAGGAUUCCCUGUGCCAAUGUCAUUGAGUGGGAAUUAUUACCCUUAUCAUCAAAGUGUUCAUCCCUAGA